Molecule: messenger RNA, 2022 nt
Organism: Nematolebias whitei (Rio pearlfish)
Lineage: Eukaryota; Metazoa; Chordata; Actinopteri; Cyprinodontiformes; Rivulidae
Gene: col10a1b
Product: collagen, type X, alpha 1b
Exons: 2
Coding region: 1-1971 (656 amino acids)
Molecular function (GO): protein binding
Source: RefSeq, a predicted model, not a curated record
AUGGACUUGAGGGUAACAAGCCUUCUUCUCAUCCUCCUGGCUUUGGCCGAGGGAACCCCCGAGAGGUACUACGCACCCAAAGUGACAAAGGUUCCCUACCCUGUCAAGAGCCACGCUGUCGUAGGACAACCAGGCCCUCCAGGCCCUCCAGGAGAGCAAGGACCAAUGGGACCAUCUGGACCACCUGGAGAAAGGGGUGUUGGACACACAGGACCACGAGGCCCACCAGGAUCUCCUGGAGCCCCUGGCCACUCUCAGGCGGGUAAACCAGGUACCCCAGGUGCACCUGGAAAACCAGGUGCCCCUGGUCUUCCUGGUGAUAAAGGCAUCCCUGGUGCACAUGGAGCAAUGGGGCCAAGAGGUGCCCCUGGAACCCCUGGAACUCCUGGCCCUGAAGGACUUUCAGCUGUUGGAAAACCUGGACCAUCUGGGUUCCCAGGUGCAAUUGGUCCAAGGGGUGAGCCUGGUUUGAAGGGGCAUCCUGGUAUCCCUGGUCUACCUGGUUCCAAAGGUGAAAAGGGCAUUGGUGUUCCUGGUGUACAAGGACCACCAGGUCCAACUGGACCAAUGGGCCCAUCUGGUAUGCCAGGCAGUCCUGGAAUUGGCAAGCCUGGUGCCACUGGCUAUCCUGGAGAACCUGGUAAGUCUGGCAUGCCAGGAAGAGAUGGAGCUCCUGGCCCAGUGGGUGCACCAGGGCUUAAAGGUCACACUGGGCCUCCAGGUGUAGGAGCUCCAGGAAAGUCAGGCCAGAAUGGUACUCCAGGUAUGCCUGGACCUAUGGGGCCCAAGGGUCCACAGGGUCCUGCUGGUCAGCCAGGCUCCCCUGGCAUGCCAGGUGUUGGCAAAACAGGUGAACCAGGAAUUCCAGGAAGCAGAGGUGCUCCUGGAACUUCAGGAACCACCGGUCAGAAAGGAGAGCCAGGCCCAACUGGAUUUACUGGUCAUCCAGGUGCUCCUGGUCCAGUUGGCCCAGCUGGUCCACAGGGUGCAAGAGGGUUUCAGGGUGAGUCAGGCCCAGUUGGACCCAAAGGUGACAUUGGUAUGGUGGGUGCACCAGGCCCAAGGGGAUCCAAAGGUGAGCAGGGAGCUCAAGGGUUCUCUGGAAAACCAGGUACCCCUGGCGCUGUAGGUCCUGCAGGACUUCCAGGUCAUAAUGGUGCUCAGGGUCCUAAGGGUUCACAAGGACAUGCUGGUGCACCAGGACUCCCUGGUUCAAAUGGUGCACCUGGACUAAAAGGACAUACAGGUCAACCAGGCGCACCAGGAAAAAGUGGUGAACCUGGAAGGCCAGGGCCAGUGGGACCAGUUGGGGCCCCUGGUCCAUCAGGUCCAUCUGGACUCAAGGGCCACCCAGGACUUCCAGGUUCACCUGGUCCAGCUGGCCAGACUGCCAAGGGAGUUUCUGGUCCUCAGGGUCCCCCUGGAUUCCCAGGUGAGAGAGGUCAGGAUGGUCUCCCUGGCCCUGUUGGUCCUCCUGGUCCACCUGGUCCACCAGGAGAAGUGGUCUACCACCACGACAAGAGCAUGCCAAUCAAGUCUCAUGAAGUUGUGAUGCCUCAUGAAAUCAUGAAAGCUCCUAUGUCUGCCUUCAGUGCUGUGCUGACCACGGCCUACCCCCAAGCUGGAGUCCCAAUCCAGUUCAACCAGAUUGUAUAUAAUGGAGAGCACCAUUAUGAUGCACACAGUGGUGUGUUCACCUGUCAAAUCCCAGGCCUGUACUUCUUCAGCUUCCAUAUGCAUGUCAACGGUGCUAAUGCAUUGGUGGCCCUCUACAAAAACGAGGAGCCAGUUUUGUUCACAUAUGAUGAGUACAACAAGGGCUUCCUUGACCAGAUGUCAGGCAGUGCUGUUCUCCUGCUGCAUCCUGGAGACAGGGUCUAUGUCCAAGUUCCUGAUGAGGAGAGCAAUGGUAUAUUUGCUGCAGAUAAUGUUCAUUGUAUUUUCUCUGGGUUCCUAAUUGCCUCCACGUGAUUUCAAAAAUCUUUAUAAACCUCAAAAAUUCUAAAACAUCAAACUUCACAG